AUGUUUUCUGAUCUCAAUAAUGAUGCAUCUAGUCAAAAUCGCCGUAUUGAUAAUUCACAGUUGACCUAUCAUACACCCGUAUCAAUAUUAAAGAGGAAAUCUAUACAUGAUGACAGCACGAUUACUAGUGUCCCAAGCCAAGCUAUUGCUUCACCUCCUGUUACUUUUUCACCUAAUGUGGUUGAGCCACAACAGUGCCGUUCGGAAAAUCGUCAAAGACAAGGCAUUUUGAAAAAACGGCGAAGUUUGGAUGAGUCACAAGUUGCUAGAAGACGAUCGUGCAGUCCAGAAGUUUCUUUUGCUGAUAACGGUUCUUCUGAUAUUAAUAAACCGAUUUUGAAGAAUCGACGAUCAUCUUUAGAAGACGUCGUACGUAACAGGUCACCAGAUGGCCAAAUUCAGGGUAUUCUUAAAAGAAAACUUAGCAAGGAAGAGGAACUCACGAAUGAUGAUUUAUCGCACAGCUCUCCAGAACCUCAUGGUAUUUUGAAACGAAAAUCAAAUUCUAGCUCGAGUAGCAGUACAACUUCAUCUCAUGUUUCCAUUGCUCAAGCAGUACUCUUGGCUGCCGCGGGAGGUGCAGAGAUCGUGGAAGAAGAAAAAGAUAUCGUAAGGCCUAUAUUAAAGAAAAAAAGUUUCUCUGAAGAACGACCGUGCCCCGACAUUCUGCCUUCAGAGACGCCUAAACCAAUUUUAAAGAAAAAGUCAACAGAGCAUGAUGAUCACGAUUUCGACAUGCCUAAGAAACCGAUACUCAAGACCUCAAAAAAGUUGUCGGGCGACGAAGGCCAUGCUUCUAGUUUCGAUUUGAGCGAAGACGACAGAAGCUCACGUAGACCUUCGCUCCUCAGAUCAAAGACAUCUGAUCAAUCGGGUUCGGAAUGUGAGGCGACGGUGAGGCCUAUUCUGAAACAGAGGUGUUCCAGCCUCACCAGGGAUCGUAGCCAAUCUCCGCGACCACGACUUUCGUUUUGUGCUGAAAACGAGUCCAGUAUUUGUGUUACAAAUUUCACUGGCGGUAUUGGCGAUUCGACCGCGGCGGGACCGCGACGAGUUUUGAAUAUCGCCCCUGAUCAAGAAGAAAGCUAUCCAAGCGCUGUUAUACGUCGGAGAAACCUACGACCAAAAGUGAACCCAAGAUCUAUGAGUUUAGCUUGUGACGUGAACGAUGAACUACUUUCAAUUUUAAACAAUCGUAGACUGAAAGUGGACGAAAAUUGUGAGAAGGUGAGAAGUCAACUUUGGGAGGAAAACAAAAUUCUAAAUGACAACAAACCUAAGACGUUUCCGUCUAUCGCGUCCAGAAUAAAGUCUAUGGAGCAAGCUUUAACCAAGGAUAUGUUCUUACGCGACCAGCCAUCUACAUCUAAACCUAAACCUCGUGACAAAGAGCGUUAUAAAACACAGCCCGUUACAAUCGACGAGAUGAGGUCAAUAACUUCAAGCUUGGAGCCGGGCCAAGUGAGUUUCCAAGCGUACGGCCCAGCGGGCUGUAGUUUUCCGAGUCGUGCCGCCGAGGCCGGUGCUGCUGUUCCGCCUAAGGGCUACGUGGGCGAAGCCGAGAGAGUGCCCUUCGCAGACCUAGACUCGCCUCCGUUUGGCGACAACCUCUUCAAAGUCAAGCUGCCCACGGACAUCGAAUCGCCGGAGCGUGCCGCCAGCCGAGAGGAUCGCUACGGCGAAGCCACUUUCCUCGAUUUCGAGUGCACGGACAAGAGUCCCGAAGCGCAGCAGUCCCUAGAGGAAAUAGAGCAGGCGGUGAACAAGGUCCGUGUGGCGUUAGACGAGGACAGCAGAGCGUUGGAGGAGGACGACAGACAACAAGAGGCGGACAACUGGAGCCUAAAUGUGUCUUGUGACAGUGGAGUGUACAAUAGAGCAUCCUCCAGGGACUCUGGGCCGCACUCCGGCGAGGAAUUGGGCCUGAUCGAGGGCCAAGAGAUUAGGGAGGACCACACUACGAACAGCAGCAGUAACGACUGGUCGUCGACGUCCAUAGAGCGGGAACUCAUCGCGAUGGACAGAGAGAGGAAGUCGACGGAGAACGAGGCCCUAGGGAGUCCCGAGGGGAGGGGAAGCGACGAGGAGGGAGGAGAUGACCACAGCGGUUUCGCUCUCGGCCUAGUGAAGAGCAACAGCGUUGUGGCACGCGCUAGCAUGUGGCAGCAAUUGCAACAGCAAGCUAAAGGCACUCCAAGGCCCCUGAUCCGUCACAGUCGCUCCAAGCUAAAAGAGGUUCCCUCCGUGGUGGACCGGUUUAAAACACAACCCAUCCUCCAAUCGGAAAGCGCCGUCGAGCCCGCCGAGGAACGCUUGCCUCUCGCUCAAUCCAAAAGCACAGCGAACGUGCUAGACAGGGACGAGGAUGCCAAGCUAGACGAGGACGACCCGGCGAAGAUGUCGCUCGCCGACAAGAUGCGGAUGUUCGACGCGCGUCUGAAGCACAAACCGCCAGCCGGCGCCGUGCCGAGCUGCCGGCAGAGGGCGCGCAUGCGUACGGCGCCCGUGCUAGCCAGCCAAGUGCAGCAGGCGAUCCAGCAGAACGAGCGCCUGUCGAGAUCGCUCAACGCCGAGGAGACGACCCGACCCCCCCUCGACGGCGACUUCCAACUGAAGAUGGAGCUGUUCCGAUCGGCGAGCGCGCGGAACACGUCGCUAGAGUUUCUCGUGCGCAACGACUCAAAGUUUAGGAGCCUAGACCUGGAUGAUAAAUUGCCAUCAGAUCGCGCUCAGAGGAUGAUCACCCCGGAGGUGCGUGGAAUAUUGAAGUCCGGAUCAACAGUCGUCCCUAAGACUCUCGCUAAAGGCGAAAGCUCGGAGGGCUUGAAAGACGAGGGCAUCGACAGCUCGUCGGAGGAGGAAUCUGCAUCGGCGUCCAGCGUCUCUUCGUCAGAGAAGAGCUGCUCCUCAUCGGAUAGUUCCGAGGACGCCCCCGAUCCGAAGCCGAGACGCUUCCAGAGGAAGGGCAACAAACUGAAGCCCUCCCGGACGGAUUCAGACCUCGCGAGGACGUUACACGAGCAGUACCCCCGCAAAAUACAACUCCCCGCUGCGAACGAAUUCAAAGAGCGGCUGAGCCAAAAGGGUGUAGACGGGAAGCUGCCACUGCUUGGCAAGCUUGGCAGGAGGCAGGUAGAAGAUGGGGACGACAACGCUAGGUGCAGAAGGUUAGCGAAAGUACCGGACGCGUCGAUACAGCUUGGCAAGCUGAGGCGCCCCGUAGAGAAGACCGCCAACCAAGUAGAGAGCCGAGAGCAACCCGCCCCCGUUUUGAAGAUAACCGCUCUGAACCAGGCCGCCAAGAACAGGUUCUUCGGGCUGGAUACGGGGAAGAAGGAGAAGAGCUUGGAGGAGCUGACGGCUGCCGUGCGGAAGUACAUACCGCCGGUGAACAAAUCGAUGUCCACUCACACAAUGGAGGUGGCAGGCUCUGGCAGCGACGGUGAGAGCAGCGGCGGUAGGGAGGUUCGGCACAUCAACAGCAGAGUGAGACACAGG
Molecule: messenger RNA, 3498 nt
Organism: Iphiclides podalirius (scarce swallowtail)
Lineage: Eukaryota; Metazoa; Arthropoda; Insecta; Lepidoptera; Papilionidae
Source: the annotation of a GenBank genome assembly